Closterium sp. Yama58-4 is the source of this 2049-nucleotide messenger RNA. Lineage: Eukaryota; Viridiplantae; Streptophyta; Zygnematophyceae; Desmidiales; Closteriaceae. The record is from the annotation of a GenBank genome assembly.
AUGGCGACGACUCAGAACGCUCCUACUAGCAGCACAAGCAGCAGUAUUAGUACGAGUCCCAGCGUGAGUAGGAGUCCCAGCGUUACAUCGAUUCCUCGUGCGAUGCGGCCGUUUCGCGGCGCGGGUCAUCGAUCCGCGAGCACCCUCCUCGCCCCCCUCCUCCCCCUUUCGCUAACAUUCGUGUUGCUUUUCGCCGUCGCCACCGGCGACCCCGUCAAUCGCGGCGGCCCUCGCGCCGGCGAUUUCGGCGUGCGAAGGACGGCAAAAACGUGGCGAGUACCGCAGCAAUUCCUCCAGCUACGAAACAUUUCGCAAGCCGUUACGGUGUUACGCGAAAAAUACACGGCGGCGUCUCGCGAAGACGACAAGGCGGGAGGAGCAGGGGGAAGCGGAGGAGAAACAGCUGCUCCUGGAGCGAACGGCGCGAGCGGAAGUAAUACUAGGCUUGGGGUUACCGCUUUCGCUAAUGUCGUACCAAAGGAGGAAACGGACCCGAAUGCGCCGUAUACAGUGUUCGAAGUGGCGAGACCGAUUGUGCGGCCGCAAGGCGCCGUGGAGUGUACAGUAACACUGUUUACUGACGAACCUUUCGCAUCUACGAUUGGUAACCCGCCAACUCAAACUUCGUACACCCCAGACCCGAACUGCGCCUCGGCGGAUUGGUCGUUGGCUGUGCUGUCGGUGGGCGUGAAGGUGAAAGGCGUGCAGUUCGAUCGGCGCAUGGUGAUUUUCUUCGGCGGUUUCGAGGUUUCCAGAUCAAUCACUGCAGAGCCAUUGGGAACUGAGAUUCACUACUCGUUUGAGCGAGACGUGACCAAAUAUGCACCCAUGCUUAAAACUGCCUCAACUGUCUAUGUGAUUCUAGAGAACGUUGUUGACAGCGAAUACACCGGCAUUUUCAACGUCACCAUCUCACUCACCACCUACCAAGGAACACCCCCCACCACUCCCCCUUCCCUCCUCCUCCCCUUCUGCACCACUUACACUUCUUCCUCCUCCUCCUCCCCUUACAUCCUCUCCGGAGCCUCCGCCACUUCUCGUAGUGCUCUACAGACACUCUCUGGCCUUCCGACGAAUGUGAUUAAAGCGAAGGUGGAGCUUACUAUAUCGAUGCACGCGGAGGACGAGUUUUAUUACCUCUAUUUCCCAAAUAAAUUCUACAAUAGCCUUCCUAGCUCCUUAAAGCCCAAAUUCAAACCCGAAGGCGGCCCCUUUCGCGAGCUGAAUCUCUUCAUCGACAACCGAUUUGCCGGGGCAAUUUACCCUUUCACUCCGCUUUACACCGGCGCGUUCAACCCGCUGCUCUGGUCACCCGCAGUGGGAAUAGGCAACUUUGGUUUCCCGACAGUUACCCUCGACGUGACCCCGUUCGCAGGGGUUUUAUCUGACGGGCAGCCGCACGAAAUUAGGGUUUCGGUGGUGAAUGCAAAGCCUGGAGCUGCAUGGUACUUGACUGGGAUCGUGCACAUUUGGGCAGAUUCCGCAGUGACGUCUACAGCUGGGCCGCCACCCACCAUCAAGGUGGCUCCCAGCAGUAGGAAGGAGAGGGUGAAGCUGUUUGAAAGCCCGGUGGUGCGUGCUUUUCGGCUGAUGGGGGUGCGGCUGAGCAUCGACGGCAAGUACAGCACUGUUGCUGCGCGUGAAUACUCCAUCUCAGGCACGGUAACCACAGCUGACGGCCCGGUUACCACUCUGGUUACAUCCUCCAUGUCAGUGGAUGCAGCAGCAAUGGUUCAGGGAGGGGGGGCCGCAAUCACCUGGUGGAACAACGUGGGCGUUAAGAGGAGUGUGACAGCCACACACGCAACGACCAGGGCUGUGCUGUCCUCCCAGACCGACACCUUCUCGUUCCCACUCCGCAUCAAGCAAACUUCUUCUGACUCAUUUGGAUCGGGCAACGUCACCAUCAGCAUCAGCAUCAGCAACACCGUCAAUGCUAUUAUCCUCCGCCUCACCAGCUGUAACCAGCUUGCAGAAUUCGCGGAAAGACUCUUUCAGCAUACAGGUGGAUUCGAAAGGAGUUGUUAUCGGUUCUUCCACUUCUGGUAG